Messenger RNA from Pecten maximus, 543 nucleotides. RefSeq lists its product as uncharacterized. Gene Ontology annotation, biological process: DNA integration. Bases 1 to 543 code for a protein of 180 amino acids. The transcript has a single exon. Gene Ontology annotation, molecular function: nucleic acid binding. The record is from RefSeq and is a predicted model, not a curated record. NCBI's taxonomy places the organism in Eukaryota, Metazoa, Mollusca, Bivalvia, Pectinida, Pectinidae.
AUGUUGACUGAAGAGGAAAAACGACGAAUCGAUGAUGUUUAUUACAAUUUCGACAAUGGAGGUACAUUUUUGAGUCCUGUAAAAGUUCAUCAAGUCUUAAAGUCAAGUGGAUAUCAUACACCCGGUCUACACAAGAUUAGGAGGUAUCUACAGUCUUUGGACGAAUACAGCUUACAGAAGCCUGCGAGACGAUCUUUUAGACGUGCUCCCGUGGAAGUUGCUGGGCCGUUCGUGCAGUAUGACGUGGAUUUGGCGGCUGUGACGUCACUGUCUAAACAAAAUUCAGGUGUCAGAUUUCUGCUCGUCGUCAUCGACGUGUUCAGUCGCUUUCUGCGGGUAGAACCUGUCAAAGAUAAAACGGCAAAGACGGUAUUAGAUGCAUUUAAGGUCAUAUUAAAUCGUGGAAGAUUUCCACUAAAACUAAGAACCGAUAAGGGAUCUGAAUUCAACAAUCGCUGGUUGAAAACAUUUUGUCGCGACCACAACAUUCACUAUUUUACCUCCCAAAACGAGACCAAAGCCAACUAUGCUGAGAGUCAUUAG